This is a messenger RNA of Vitrella brassicaformis, 2129 nucleotides long. NCBI's taxonomy places the organism in Eukaryota, Vitrellaceae. The record is from the annotation of a GenBank genome assembly.
UGCGUGAAUGGAUUCAUCGGAGGAGAGAGGUGGUUGCGUCCAUACAGGUGAAGGACAUCCUUCACACAAACAGGCGAGAUGUCCACCACAUGUGAUGCCCCACCGCCACGAGCACGCACCAACACAUGCAUCUACGCAUACACGCAUUCACCCAUUGCAGUGAAAAGUCACUAAUUUGCCAGUUUGCCAAUACCGAAAAACACAAAGAAAGAGGGGGACGAUAAAAAGCACAAAGAGCCUCUCAAACAAACGAAAAACAUAUAGAUUCACCGUAGGUCUUCAGACAGACUUAGACAGAAAAAAGCUGAACGGUGGAUGCGAAGGGGAACCUGCUGUCAGCAUGUUUCCACAUGGUUGCAGAUGUCAUGGGUAUGACCACGUGUGUGACAAGAACAAACAAAGAAAGCGUCCAUGUACGGAUGAACAAACAAAAGCACAUUGCACGCGUAAGAUAAGAAUAAGUAUCAACAGCCAACGGCGGGAAAGGGAAGAAAACGCACGGCACCGCCAGCGAGCCACCCACGCCAGCAGAAAAUCAACACCAACGGAACUUGGCGAGCAAUCAAGCUUCAUCUUCACAUGACACACGGACCAUCCAGCCAGCCAGCCAGCCGGCCACGCGACCAACCAACAAAUACACCCAUCCCGCCUUUCUUAGACGCAACAUCACACCACACACCCCUUCAAGCGCAGUCAGCAACAUGAGCAUUCACAAAACUUCCCUCGCUCCGUCGCUCCCUCACUGGUUGUCGGCCGGCAUGGCCAGGAGCGACUGGCACUCCUUGACGGCCUGCUGCUGGUUGGGCGGCAUCGACGCUGGCUCACGCUCCUCGUGGUCGUUGUUGUUGUUGUUGUUGUUGUUGUUGUCGCGCCAGCACGAGCCCAUGGUGCAGUUCAUCCAGCAGGGCUUGUUCCACCUGCAGUCAUGUGCAAGGACCAGGAGGGAAUUGUCUGUGUGCACCGGUCGGUGUACACAUUGUAGGUGACUGCGUACCAGGUGCAGUCCCAGCAGCACUUUGGAGCGUCCUCAUUGUCGUCAUCAUCGGCAUCAUCGUCCUCAGCUGCACACGUGACAGACAACAGGCGCACAUGACAACAGAUUAAGACACACGGCACACGUUCGGGCAUGGGUCGUUCCCUCUCUGUCUGUCUGUCUGUCUGUCUGUCUGCUUGCUUGUUUGUCUCCCUCUCCCUCUCUCACCGUCUAUGGCUUUGGCUUCGGCGAGUAUCUGUUCGCAGGCCUUGCGGACGCGGGCGGCGGACCAAUCGUCAUCGUUGCAGUGGCUCAUAUCGUUGCAGUGGCAGUGCGCCCACCCACACUCCAGCCAGCAGUCGUGCUUCCAUGAGCACGACCAGCAGCACGAACGACCUGUACAUACAAGACCAAAUACACAGAGCCACACGCAUAGAACCAAACAUUUAUGGUGAUUGGAGGGCUGUGGAGUGAUACAAAGUCGUUCUCAUAAAAAGACACGGUGACUGCCUGCAGUGCAUUGCUGACCUUCCUCCGUGGCAUUGGCCGGCUGAAGGCCCUGCACACAAGAGAGGCACAGCACAUGACAGACAGCAACAAAACGAGCAAACACGGGGUAGAGGAGAAGCAGACAACGCACGUACGCAAGUACGGCUGGCCAGGCCUCACUCACCCUAAGGUCACGCGCGAGAGCAGGAGUCACUGCCAGGAUCAAAACGACGCAGCACGCCAGCUUCAUCAUGGUCUUGGUGCUGAUUGAUGGCAAUGUGGACGUUGUUGAACUCGGUAGCGGGAGGAUGGCCGGCCUUUCGCAGCAAGACAGCACCGCGAGAAAGGGGCGGUAACGGGAAAGGAUUUCAGUUACCGCCAAAACGCACGGACGCAGAUCGCGCCUUCCAACGGCUCAUUCGAUUCGUGACUUGCACCCCCUGUGAAGGCCCGUAGAAGCAUAGCAGUCGCGGAGAGCGAGCCGUCACUGAUCUUAUCCGAGAGAGGCUGGUAGAGAGAGCUGUCUAGUGUCUUCGCAUGUCUACGUGCAUUCCCCAAAUUGCUUGCCAGAAGACAUCUGGUCCCUGCAGCUCAAGCAUCUACUGAUCCCUACUUCGUUCACUGGCAGCCCACUUCCUUCACCGCGUCUGCAAGCUUAGCCGAUAAA